This is a messenger RNA of Pipistrellus nathusii (Nathusius's pipistrelle), 1716 nucleotides long. NCBI's taxonomy places the organism in Eukaryota, Metazoa, Chordata, Mammalia, Chiroptera, Vespertilionidae. The record is from the annotation of a GenBank genome assembly.
AUGGACCAUACAUCCUCAACCUACAUGCUUGCUAACUUAACACACUUACAUUCUGAACAACUUCUGCAAGGUCUGAAUCUUCUUCGUCAACAUCAUGAACUCUGUGACAUCAUUCUUCGAGUAGGUGAUGUUAAAAUUCAUGCUCACAAAGUGGUACUUGCCAGCAUCAGCCCAUAUUUCAAAGCUAUGUUUACUGGAAAUCUUUCUGAAAAAGAGAACAGUGAGGUUGAGUUUCAGUGCAUUGAUGAAACUGCUCUCCAGGCUAUUGUGGAAUAUGCCUACACAGGGACUAUUUUUAUUUCACAGGACACAGUAGAAUCUCUCCUUCCAGCAGCAAACCUACUCCAGAUAAAACCUGUCCUGAAAGAAUGUUGUGCAUUUCUUGAAAGCCAACUUGAUCCUGGUAAUUGUAUUGGAAUUUCUCGUUUUGCAGAGACGUAUGGUUGUCAUGACCUUUAUUUGGCAGCCACUAAAUAUAUAUGCCAGAAUUUUGAAGCUGUUUGCCAGACUGAAGAGUUUUUUGAGCUUACACAUGCUGAUUUGGAUGAAAUUGUUUCCAAUGACUGUUUGAAUGUAGCUACCGAAGAGACUGUUUUUUAUGCACUUGAAUCUUGGAUCAAUUAUGAUGUACAAGAACGCCAGAAAUACUUAGCACAGCUACUUAACAGUGUGCGAUUACCAUUGCUAAGUGUUAAGUUUCUCACUAGAUUAUAUGAAGCAAAUCAUCUUAUUCGUGAUGACCGUACUUGUAAACAUCUUUUGAAUGAAGCCCUAAAGUACCACUUUAUGCCUGAACAUAGACUCUCCCAUCAGACAGUCUUGAUGACACGACCUCGCUGUGCUCCCAAAGUACUUUGUGCAGUAGGAGGAAAAUCUGGACUGUUUGCCACUUUGGAUAGUGUGGAGAUGUACUUUCCUCAGAAUGACUCUUGGAUUGGUUUGGCACCCCUAAACAUGCCUCGCUAUGAAUUUGGAAUAUGCGUUUUAGACCAAAAAGUAUAUGUUAUAGGUGGUAUUGAAACUGAUGUGCGUCCUGAUUUCAAUGUCAGAAACCAUGAAAAUUCAGUAGAAUGCUGGAAUCCUGAUACAAAUACCUGGACUUCUCUCGAGAGAAUGAAUGAACACCGAAGUACCCUUGGAGUAGUAGUACUUGCAGGAGAACUUUAUGCCCUAGGUGGCUAUGAUGGACAGUCUUAUUUACAGUCAGUAGAGAAGUAUAUUCCCAAAUUAAGAAGAUGGGAACCUGUGGCACCAAUGACUACAACACGAAGUUGUUUUGCUGCAGCUGUGCUGGAUGGAAUGAUAUAUGCCAUUGGUGGGUAUGGUCCCGCCCACAUGAACAGUGUGGAACGUUAUGAUCCAAGUAAGGAUUCCUGGGAGAUGGUUGCAUCUAUGGCAGAUAAAAGGAUCCACUUUGGUGUGGGUGUCAUGCUGGGCUUUAUUUUUGUAGUCGGUGGGCAUAACGGUGUCUCACAUUUGUCAAGCAUUGAAAGAUAUGACCCUCAUCAAAAUCAGUGGACUGUGUGUAGACCAAUGAAAGAACCCAGAACAGGAGUUGGUGCUGCAGUAAUCGAUAACUACCUUUAUGUGGUCGGUGGUCACUCAGGGUCUUCCUAUCUGAACACCGUACAGAAAUAUGACCCUAUCUCAGAUACAUGGCUGGAUUCAGCUGGCAUGAUAUACUGUCGCUGCAAUUUCGGGUUAACUGCACUUUGA